AUAACUAAUCUCUUUAUAAAUUAUGUAUUUUUGCAGUUCUUGUAGCUAGCUGACCAUGGCAUCGUCCCUCAAGGCAUUGCUUGUUGAUGAUAUGGCAGUUGAACGCAUGGUUGCCUCCGCCAUGCUGCGGAAGUUUCAUUGCGAGAUCACCAUGGCGAAGAAUGGGAAAGAAGCUGUUGAUAUGUUCCUUGAGGGCAACGAGUUUGAUAUUGUUGUAUGUGAUAAGGACAUGCCCAUAAUGACCGGCCCUGAGGCAGUUGAGAAGAUCCGUGCUAUGGGAGCCAUCGAUGUGAAGAUCGUCGGGGUGUCCGCUGAUGAUAACGCCAUGGAGGCGUUCAUGAGUGCCGGCGCUGAUGACUUUGUGCCCAAACCAGUGAGGCCUGAGAUUCUUGAACCUAUGAUUCAGGAGGUCAUCAAUAAGAAGAAUAAUUAGCGACUGUCUACGGCAAUAAUCUAGCUUGCUUAAUCCCGUCAUCAAGAAAAUUUUAAAUGUUCAGCUAGCUCAUUUCUGCUAGCUCCACUCCUCAUUAUAUUAUUAUUGUCAUGUUGCCGUAUUGUUUCGAGGUCAUGUUAAAGGUCGGACGCCAUUAGCAAGAAGAGCAAGAGAGUCUGCCAACAAAUUGAUUUUAUCUGUAGGUCUUUCAGUUAUAAUCCGCUAAAUUCUGUUAAUUUAUGCUUCAUGGUCUGUGACACGUGCCUGUAUGUGUCGCUUUCCGGAGGAAA
Triticum aestivum (bread wheat) is the source of this 723-nucleotide messenger RNA. Its product is annotated as two-component response regulator ORR42-like. Bases 56 to 433 code for a protein of 125 amino acids. The transcript is spliced from 2 exons. Lineage: Eukaryota; Viridiplantae; Streptophyta; Magnoliopsida; Poales; Poaceae. The record is from RefSeq and is a predicted model, not a curated record. Gene Ontology annotation, biological process: phosphorelay signal transduction system.